Messenger RNA from Dromaius novaehollandiae (emu), 14758 nucleotides. It is a transcript of the gene CPEB3, whose product is annotated as cytoplasmic polyadenylation element binding protein 3. Gene Ontology annotation, biological process: negative regulation of cytoplasmic translation. Gene Ontology annotation, molecular function: mRNA regulatory element binding translation repressor activity; mRNA 3'-UTR binding; ribosome binding. Lineage: Eukaryota; Metazoa; Chordata; Aves; Casuariiformes; Dromaiidae. Bases 7134 to 9275 code for a protein of 713 amino acids. Gene Ontology annotation, cellular component: nucleus; cytoplasm; neuron projection. The record is from RefSeq and is a predicted model, not a curated record. The transcript has 11 exons.
CCCUGUGCCUGGCCCUCGGCACUGGGGACGGCCUGAGCCCCUCUGGGAGCAAGCGGGGUGAGGUGCAGGACGGCAGUGCGGGGGUAACCGUAACUCGGUAUUUCAGUUCGUAGGUGUGCUUCCUAAUGCGGGAGGGAAAAGAAAGAAAAAAACCCAAACUUCUAAAGUGCUUUUAAAAUCUGUCGUAUGCUCUGAAGUUGAUGUGCAGCACCACAGUGUAAGAAAUUGGAAAUUUAGAAUCUGAAAAGCAUUUUGAGAACAAAGAGGCAGGUGGUGCCUGGAGAAAAGUUACAUUCCUCCAUCUCCGCCAUGGGCGCGCAAUGUCGCUCUCCCGCUCUUCACGGUCUGAGUGUAGCUCAUUUACUUGUAUGUAAAGGUUCUGCGUUAUCUCAUGUUCCCCAGGCGAGGGGUGAUGUCAUACUUUCCAGAGACAGUUAAGGCAUUCCAGAUUCUUGGGAAGCUUCGUUAGCAAAGAUCAACUGUGGCCUUUCCUUUUCAGGUUGUAUGACUCGUAUACAUAUUUUUUUUAAUAACUGGGCCUUGUAAUGAGUUUUGUUACAUGUAGCGAGUCCCUGAUACCUCAUGUAAGUUAUAACCUGGUUAUACUGUAAUUAGUGCACAAGGUGGUAGUUUACCAGGCCCACCCCAGAAACAGGCAUCUGCAUCAAUGUGCAUCUGUUCUCCGUUGAGACAAGUAGCAUUUGUUUGGUGGGUAUACAUGGCUGUAGUGAUCAGGUAAAAUAGGAAGCAAUCUUUAUGAAUAUCCUGAAUUCUCUGACCCUGAUGCCUUAGCUACAGAAAAAUCACUCUGAGAGUCUGGAGGUGUUGUAAAAACGGGUGUGAAAAAGCAAAAUAUUGCAACAUUGUCAGAUUACAGAAUAAUAUAAAUGUAGAAGUUGGUCGCACAGUUGGAGUCCCUCAACUAAGAAUGCAUUAGACCUCGGUUUACGUACGUUAUUUUAAGCUUCUACCGUUAUUUUGUGUCUGACCUUAUCUUUCCCAGAUAUUUUCCAUUUAUCCUUUCACAGCCUGAUUUGGACUUUUAAGCUAUGCUAUAUGUGUAGAGUGGGUGUGGGAGGCACUGUUCGCUUGUUUUUUAAUUACGCAGUAUCGUAAAUGGGAAUGCUGAAGUGGUUUCUAAGCGUAUUUUAUUGGAAGUAUGUAUAGAAGGCAGAAGGAAGAUGUCAAACUGACGUGCUAGAAAAUUUAUUUGGUACUUACUCUGGGGACAGUGAAAUUCAAUUUUGCUUGUGCUGCUGAGAAGUCUUGGGCCUGCAGUGGCCUGGAUACACCAUACAUGGAUGGCUUCCUGGAAGAGAACCCAAUACGCACUUUGCUGAUUAGUCAUACAGCUGUUUGUGAAAUAGAAGAGGAAUAUUAGCUAUCGGAGUUCCUGGUUUCUAAUCUUGGUCUGGAAUAAGUGCAUUAGCUAUUGACCAGAGCACUGAUCAGACAAAUUAGCUAAAUACUUACGUUUUAUGUAUUUGUCCUCAAGCGUUACAAACUGGACAUAAACCAGGGAAGCUGGUUUUAUUCCUACGGUUAUAUGAUUUGUGUAAUUUCUGUAUUUCUGUUUGGGAGAUGGGAAGGAUGUAUUAGUUGCCUGCCAUCUAGGAUAAACCUAUGAGGUUAUGAUCAGUAAUAAUGGCGGUGAACAAUACUUACACAAGGAAAUGUAACCACAACCCAGGAUUACUUGGCUACUAUACGAGGCUGAAGAAUAGUGUGUGAGAAAGAAGGCUCCUUUGCUCUACCACUGACUGACAAGACAGGACAAAACUUGAAUAUCAGGUCAAAUGGUAAACACUUAGCAGGCUUGUACCUCAUAUUUUUUGCAAACAUUAAGCAUAAAAAGUUCAGACCCGAAAGCAUCCCAUAAAUAGCUUAAAAAUCCUGAAAUCUAAAAGCUGGUUUAUGCCUCUGUAUUGUUCCAGGGUUUGUUGCACAGCAUUUUCAAUUUGUCUGCUCAUUGCAGAAUCAAAGUGUGAUAUAAGAAUACAUACAUAAGCAACUGUUUCUGCACUUUGCGAGAGCUUUCCUCAUUGCCUGACAGAGCAGGAGUUGUCAUUCCAUCCUCAUCUCUUCCCCCUAACAAGACCGGAUAUGCAGCUGCUCUGCUCAAAUGCUUUCUUUAUUCUCCCCAACAAUCUUCCCCUUCAAUUCACUUUCCCCCCCCUUUUUCUCUUCCUUUUCCUUACACUUUUUAUUCUUUAUGCUUCCUGCUUUGCAUUAGCAAUUUCCAUUAUAAAGCUCAGGUUGCUUCUUGCUGCUUUUGCAUUUUUUAAAUUAUUGCUUCCCCUAUUAUUCCCUAAUAAAUUCCUCUUCCUUCCUUCUUUCUGUCUCCGAGAUGUUCAUUGCAUUGUCUCACUCUGUCCUCUCUUGUCUUCACCUCGUAGUAGCUGCAUUUGAGCCUAGUUAGACACAACUCUCCUGGGAACAGACUCCCUUUUGCCAAUGCGAGUGAAGGAAAAUGAUUGCUACUAACUGAGAUUAGACUGAGCUCAGCUUCACUGAUACUAACAGGACAUGGCAGCUAUUUUGCAUUAAACAAAACUUUUCAUUAGAAGGCAAGUAUAGUACUUGAUGAAAACCACCAAAAAUAAUAUAAGCUAUUUAGCGCUUAGCCGAAUUUAGGGCUCAAUUUACUAUCAGAUUUAUAAGUUGACAGGACAUCUUUUAAAAUACUAAAUUGUUUGGUAACAAACUUAUUCAGAUUUAAGUUUAAUGAAGAAGUUCAUAAGCAAGUAAUGUAACAAUAAAUAUGGAGAUAAUAUUAAACGUUUACCUAAUCAUUUCAGCAAGGCCUGACAAAGAGGCUGAAUAAUAAAGUAAUGGUUCCUUAAUACCUUUUGAUGUGACAACACUGAGAGCGCUGGAAUUAUUCACUGUUUUCCGCAAAGUGAAGUAACCAGGCAAUAUGAAAGUAUUAAUUCUCUCUAGGCAAUACUGCAUUUUAACUGCUACGAUAGCAAUGUAUAAAAUAAAUGACAAGAUCAGUUAGGCAUUUUAUAUUUACUUCAUUCCUUUGUGAAAAGACAAGGAGCCCUCAAUGAAACUAUAAUGAAGCAAAUCUAACCUGAGAAAAAUGCUUUUGCAGUAAAACUCAGUUUUUCAAUAACAUAAUGCUUCCUUUUUAACCUUCAAGCUAGUUGGAAUGUUCACUUUCUGGUAAAAAGACUAGCAUAGCUUGUUAGUCGUAGUAGGCUUAAAUUACUUAAUAAUGAAUUCAAGGAAAUAAGAAUACACUGAGUGGAUUUCAGAAAGUGAAAAUACAUUGAGUUAGCUUGGCUCAUUUGAGCCUUUUUUACAUUUGUUUCUUUGGAACUUGCCCAGGUCAAGUAAUUCAGAUAUCAGAUUGAAUGAAGCGCUUGUGUUCUGAUACAGCUGUUCUUAUCAUCUUUUUAGCUUUCAAUUACUGAAGAGUUAACUGGUAGAAAUAAAAAUUAUUUUUCUUUGAGUGGCUACUAAUAUAAAAAAGCUGCCUUUAUACCUUGACUUUCUUGGUUAUAAAGUGCUUUUCCAUUUCUGGAUGUACAGUAAGCACUCUGCUUUUCUUAAUGUUUGAUCUACAGAGUGAAGCUGUUCCCUGCGCAGAACUGACAGCAAGGCUCUGGUCCCUUCCACAUGCAUCCUCAAAUCACCUGAAAAGCAAUAAUCCAGAAAUAAAAAGGGACAUAAAGGAAUGGUAUUCAGUGAACAGAGCCAGCCCUGUACUAGCUGGGAUAUUUCAAUAAAUGAGAAAUUCUCAACUGCUGUAAGAAAGCAGUUUUCCUGGCCUUUAAUGAUUCAGAGUAGCACAAACAAGUCAGAGCAAGUGUUGAGAAACUCUUAAUUACAACAUCGACUUAAGGCACGCAGGCCAUACAGUCCAACAUAAACAGACUGUAGAAAGCAAAGGCCUGUUUUUCAGCAACCCAUUUUCAACUCCCCUAAUUUCUUUUUCUCAGCUUUAGUCAUCUCUCUUUCAUCUGUAAAGCAAAGUAUAUUUCAUCCUUUGAACAAUCAGCAUGCAAUUUUACAAAACACGGAUGUUUUCACACUGCUGAUUUCAAUUAUGUAACUUCCAUACAAGCAUUAGCACUUGGUCCGGAAUAACCAGAAACUUAGCUAUUCAUGUAUAAGACAGCAAACACAAGUGUCUGUAAACUGAAUUCUGAAAGCUACACCUGACCUAUAUUAAUCAUCAAAAUGUGAAUGCAUGAUGAGAGGAAUUCCUUUCAGGCCAUGUACUGAAGUGGAGGUUGGAGAUAUGUGGAUCGUGGCUGGUGGAAGGGAGGCAGCUGAAAUGAGGAACUGCAGAGUACAGGGCAAAUGGAAUGUUAAAUAGUAAAUUUUCUGCCCCCUUUUUUUUCUCAGUAGGAUUGCCAGGGUAUUAACAAUAAUUUGGUAUUGAAAAACAGUAAUUUGGAAAUCUGAAGCUAUUCAUAUAGCACCAUUUAAUGCCUAUGUACUGAUUUUUAUUUGUUUUAAAAAAUAUAAAUGUCCUAUUUGUGUAUGAGCUUUGGAGUAUGUUUUUAAAAAUGAUACUAUAACAGACUAGUAUUUUCCUCAGCUAAGAAUCAUGACACAGUCUCAUCUGUAAUAGCUGUAAUCUUUUAAUAGCUGGUAUAAGCUUAUAAUUAAUUUCUUGUACUAGAAUAGUUUGGCUAGUGAUCACUGUUCCAACUAGGUAGCUAUUUGAUCUGGGUUUAUAAAUUAAUUAAACUAUUAGAAGCUCUUAUUUUAUUAUUGACUUCCAGCUCAGUCUGACAGAUACUUGUUUUCCCCAGAGCUAGUGAUUCAGACUGCAACACUUUUCCCUGGAGAGAGAGAGUGAGUCAGUGUGUGUUUGUGUGUAUAUGUUUUUCUCUUCGAGCCCCCUUCCUUGCAGGACGCUUGUUCUCACCACAGACCGCAGGGAAAAGCGUGCGUAGGUAAGACUUCAAACCCCAUAAUUCCGUGGGAGAGCAUGCGCCCUGUCCUUCCAGUUGUCAAAGCGCUCUUGCCAGAGUGGUCGCCUAUUUGUCAUAUACCAAAUCCGAAAGAGGGAAAUAAACACACUGUCAUUUUAUUGAUCUUUAAAUACAGAAAAUCCAAAGGUAACUGUUCCUUAAGAAUUUCUGCAUUGACUGCGUGGGUUACUGCAUGAAACGGAGCUGGUAUUGCUUUGGGGAUAUAGAUUUCCUGUACUGGAUUGUAAAUUUGCACAAGUACUUACACCAGCAAAUAAUCAAGAGGUACUGCAUAUUAGUCUAACAUUAGACAUUGGCUGGCCUGUCUUUCAAAGUCAUUUAUUAUCCAGUGUUUUUCCAUUCAGACUGGCUUCAUUCAUUAAAGGUAGGUCUUGACCUUGACGAGAGGGUUGAAUUAUGCAGAAAUUUUACCUUUAAGAAGUAAUAUGAAAAUGAAUGUGGAUUGCAGUCCUCAGGAUAAAGUUCAAAAACAAAUAGCUAGGUCAAGAUACAUAUUUGAAACAACUGCUGUGGUAGCAACUAUAGAUAACUUGGUGACUAACUGAUUUAAAUAUACUUUAUUGACAACAGAAUUUUAACGUUUCAGCUGCUAUGUUUUUCUCCCUAAAUAUAUUUUUAUAUUGAUGUCUCAGAACCUGGAGAAGGAUAAACAUUGCGUUUUUCUCUCUGAUGUGGAAUCAUCAGCAAUUUUAUGCAGCCUUAGGACUAACAGUGAUUUUGAUAGAAAUGCAGCUAAUGGAAAGCUACACAGAGCUUGGAUUAUUAUGGCUUACUGCAGUAUUGCUUUAAACUGCCUCACAAGGCUUUCUGCACCCCCAGCAGCAGCAGUGCUGCCCUUUUCAGUUGCAAUAGUUUACUCCCUUCUUCUUAGGAACUUGCCGUAAUGCUGUCUCACUAUAUAGUCUGUUCAUAAACCCCUGUUGUUAGGCUUACAUAUUAAACAGGGAAAUAAUAGACAGCAUGAGCAGUAACCUAACUGAUAGCAGAAACCUGUCCUGACAUUCAUUUUUAAUUAACAAAUGUGUAUGGCUUAGAAGAGAGAGAAAAAAAAAGUCUUAUAGAUAGACGUGGACCAUCUGAAAACAGUUGAUGUCAGAAAGUAGAGGGUCAUUGACAACUUCCUGACACCCUUCUUAAUCAAUUUAUAGAUUUGGUUUAAGUUUACUUUGUUUCAUUAAACAACAUCGUAUGAUUAGCUCGACAGAAAUGUGAUUAGGUAUCCAGCAAUGACUAUCUUUGACAUGGUUACUCAAUUAAAGUAAGGGAUUUCGGCUCAUUUAAAAUACUUUUAAAUUUAUAAUGAUCUCUUUAAUUGACUAAAAGUCUGCAAAAUUUGGAGGUGCCUGUUCUGGUUUCAUGCAAUUGCUGUUCCUUGACAUCUGUAUAUGCAUUAGUGCUAAUGUUUUGAAAUAAUAUUUAAGUUUUAUUAUCUGACCCAUUUUAUAUGAAGUACCUUUUCUAGCAGAUGUAAGACUCAAUCAUGCUAUAUGCAUUUGAUUCUUAAAGUUUAAAUUUAUGCUUAUGUAUUGGUUUAGCAAAUAAAUAGCUUUGCUAAUCUUCAUUUUGUGCAUAUAAAGAUGGCUUUUGAAAUGCGGCAUGUCUAUAUUUAAAAUAUUUUGAUUUAUCCUGUUUUUAUUUUUUAUUGUGAAAGCAUCAGAAACUUCAGUCUCUAAUACUAUCUCCCAGAUUUGCUCAUUUUGAUCUUAAUCUUUCUAUAAACAAAUUACUCUCCUUAUGAUAGUUCAUAUAGGAAGGUAGUGAGUAGAAAUACACUUAAGCAAAGGACUACUUUGAUGUAAAAUACCAUUUUAAACAGAAGGGUUGCAAGGUCACUAAAGGCAAAUAUAACUGCACAUCGGUGUGCAUGAACUAUCGCUACAUCUUCUUUCCCCCCACCUCAUCGUUAUGAUUGUUUCACAUGCCUCUUAAGCAAACAGCAAGCUGUCUGGCAAAAAAAAGGCCAGAAAAUGAUAGUGCAGCUAAGAACUGCUUCCGUAAUCAGCGCAAGAUUUUGUGCGUGCUUUCUCUCUGUUAAAUUUAAAUAAUUGAAAGCUUGUUUGUUAAUUAAGGAAAAUAGGCAUCCGGCUCCUUUAAAGGUCCCCUAAUAGAAAAGGGGUGGAGAAGAGCGAAGACUGGUGUCUUUUUAACCUUGCUGAAGGACGCAGCAGUAUUUAUUGACGUAUGCAAAUAACCAGGGGGAGGAGGUGGAGGAGGAGGAGGGUGCUUGGAAAAACAGGAACCAGAAUCAGUUUCUCAUUGCAGGCUGCGCAAACCAUGCAGGAUGAUUUACUGAUGGACAAAAGCAAAGCCCAGCCCCAGCAGCAGCGGCAGCAGCAGCAGCAGCAGCAGCAAGAUCCAAACUCAGCAGAAGCCCCCUCUACGCCCAUCUCGUCGGAGACACCCAAACCAGAAGACAGCAGCCCAGUGACUAGUAUCGGCACAUCAGCUCCUGCCCAAAAUAGCAAGGAGAAGAUGCAGAUGGAGUCCCCCAUUUUGCCUGGCUUGAGCUUUCACCAGCCUCAACAAGAACCUGCAGCCGGCACCUCCUUGUCUCCCUCCUUCGGCAGCACCUGGUCUACAGGGACCACAAACACGGUGGAUGAUAGCUUUUUCCAAGGGAUUACUCCAGUCAAUGGGACAAUGCUUUUCCAGAAUUUUCCACACCACGUCAACCCUGUGUUUGGUGGCACUUUCUCGCCUCAAAUUGGCCUAGCUCAGACUCAACACCACCAACAUCAGCAGCAGCAGCAGCAAGCUCAGCAGCAGCAGCAGCAGCGGAGGUCACCCGUGAGCCCUAAUCAGGCACCUUUUGCCCAGAGAAAUGCUGCUUACAGCCAUCAGCCCAUCAUGACCAGCAAGCCGUCUUCCUCCUCUGCCUCCUCUUCUUCCUCCUCCAGCUGGAAUAACCAUCAAAACGCGGCUUGGAGUACGCCUUCCAACCCUUGGGGUGGGCUGCAGGCUGGUAGGGACCCUCGAAGGGCAGUUGGAGUGGGGGUUGGCGUGGGAGUGGGGGUCGGCGUACCCUCCCCCCUCAAUCCCAUUUCACCCCUUAAAAAACCAUUCUCCAGCAAUGUCAUUGCCCCUCCGAAGUUCCCACGGGCUGCACCCUUAACUCCCAAAUCCUGGAUGGAAGACAACGCUUUCAGGACGGAUAAUGGCAACAAUCUGUUGCCUUUUCAGGACCGGAAUAGGCCCUAUGACACUUUUAACUUGCACUCUUUGGAAAAUUCCUUAAUGGAUAUGAUAAGGACUGAUCAUGAGCCUCUGAAAGGUAAACACUACCCUCCCAGUGGCCCACCAAUGAGUUUCGCUGAUAUAAUGUGGAGGAAUCAUUUUACAGGGCGUAUGGGAAUAAACUUCCAUCAUCCAGGAACAGAUAAUAUUAUGGCUCUUAAUACCAGGAGCUAUGGGCGGAGAAGAGGUCGGUCUUCACUCUUUCCUUUUGAAGAUGGCUUCCUAGACGACAGUCACGGUGAUCAGUCUUUAUCGUCGGGUCUCAGCUCUCCAACACGCUGUCAGAAUGGUGAAAGAGUGGAACGCUAUUCUAGAAAGGUGUUUGUUGGAGGUCUUCCUCCUGACAUUGAUGAAGAUGAGAUCACUGCCAGCUUUCGUAGGUUUGGACCUCUUGUGGUGGACUGGCCUCACAAAGCUGAAAGCAAGUCAUAUUUUCCACCUAAAGGUUAUGCCUUCUUGCUGUUCCAGGAGGAAAGCUCUGUACAAGCCCUGAUAGAUGCCUGUCUGGAAGAAGAUGGGAAACUUUACCUGUGUGUGUCAAGUCCCACAAUUAAGGACAAACCAGUGCAAAUUCGACCAUGGAACCUAAGUGACAGUGACUUUGUGAUGGAUGGGUCUCAGCCUUUGGACCCAAGAAAAACUAUCUUUGUUGGAGGAGUUCCGCGGCCCCUCCGAGCUGUUGAAUUGGCAAUGAUUAUGGACCGUUUAUAUGGAGGUGUCUGCUAUGCGGGCAUUGAUACAGACCCAGAGCUGAAGUAUCCAAAAGGUGCUGGCAGAGUGGCUUUCUCCAAUCAGCAGAGCUAUAUUGCUGCUAUCAGUGCUCGCUUUGUCCAGCUCCAACAUAAUGACAUUGAUAAACGGGUGGAAGUGAAGCCAUAUGUGCUGGAUGAUCAGAUGUGUGAUGAAUGCCAGGGCACUCGCUGUGGUGGAAAAUUUGCUCCAUUCUUUUGUGCCAACGUUACCUGUUUGCAGUAUUACUGUGAAUACUGCUGGGCAAGCAUACACUCUCGUGCUGGGCGAGAGUUCCACAAACCACUGGUAAAGGAGGGAGGCGACCGGCCCCGCCACGUCCCGUUCCGCUGGAGCUGAACCCCAGGCCUAACCCAGCAACACGUACUGGAGUAGAUAAAAUCGAGGGAAAAGAGAGCGCUGCCUCAGGGCUUAGUGUUCUGGAAAUCUGUGCAUUCGUCCUCGACUUUAAUGAAGAUAUGGGUCUUUUUAUUACUAUUAUUAUUAUUUACAGUCACAUUACUGAACUCAGUGUCCAGUAUAAUACAAACCGGCAGAGUGUAACUGUACUGAUUUUGCACUUUGAUUCACACAAACAUCUGCUUGGUACCUUAAUUUCCUACACAAGACUUGUCACUAGUGACAUUAUGUAGACUGCCAUUCUCAUCAACCUUCACUGGGUUGAUGUGUAUGUGAUGAAGAUUUUUUAUUAUAAUUAUUUUUAUUUUUAAACUGGAGCAUGCACUUAUUUUCAGAAAUUUAGACUUGCCCCUAGCAGAUGACUUACCAAAGGUAAUAUUCACAAGUAGGUGGCAGAUGUAGCAAAAACUUACUUAAACAGAUAUUCAGCAAUCAUUAGUUUGGGUCAUUUAGAGUAGUAAUAACCCUUAAAGAAAAUAAGCCUUUAGUUGCUCUCCAUUUUGACUUGUAAGGAUGAUACCUCAUAAGCUGGAUCAGACUUUUUUCUUUUGUUUUGCUGAGGGUUUUUUUUUUGUUAGGUCUUUUAGUGUUAUGUAAAUGUAUGCUGCAAUAGCUUUUGCUGCUAUUAAAAUGGUAUUACUAAUACCAUAAUACUCUAUUCAGGCUAGGGUAUCAAUUAAAAAAUGAAUAUGUGAUUAAAAUAGUGAUGGCUGCUGAAAGGAGAUCAGUAUAGCAUACAGAAAAGCUUCCAAGGAAGGUCAAUAUUUUGACUGCAUGUUUACUUAAUCAGGUUGCUGCAUGCAAUAAAUUUUAUAUAUGUCUAAUAUAAAACCUGCCCACAAUGCACAAAUUAUGAACCUAUGUAGGCUAAAACAUAUUCAGUAACAAAAAAAAAUUGAUUACUGACUGGAGGAAGGCAUGCCUCAGUAAAUGUAAUGCUUCUGAAAUUAGGAUCAGCCCAUUACAGAAUGACCUAUAUUACAACAAAUAUUAAAAACUAGCUGUAGGAUAUUCUUAAAACAAAUUUGUGGAUGGUAGAUGAAGUACUUUGCGGUGCUCUGUUAUAUAUUGUGCAAUUUAUUUUAUAUAGUAAAGUGAUUAUGUCUAGUACUGUGAUCAAACUUAACUGUUAAAGCCUCUGUAUCCAACAUUAACACAUUUUUGACAGUUCAUAACAGGUACAUAAACAGGAAUGAGCUCUUAGUUACAAUCUCUCUCCUAAUGCUUGCAUCCUUUACGUAGCUGCAGACCUUGUCCAGAAAACCAAAGAGCUCAUACUAGCGUACAUACACUACCAAUUAGAUAGUCUGUCAAACUAAGAAACUAGGCACAUUUUAAGAAAGUUAGGAAAAAAGGGGUGCUAAAGAAAUGUCUGCAUAUAAAAGUUAACAUGAGAUGUCUGCUCUGUGGAUGUGGCGUUAUCUCUCUAAUCCCUGGAUGUAUCCUGUGAAGCUUGAAUACAAUUAAGACCUGCUAACACAGUGGACAUUUUUUUAGCAUGAACUAUGGGGCUGCAGAUAGCUUAUAAUUAUAAACACACUUGGUAUACUAAUGAUUGUGAGAAUGUGUACACUAUUUUUUUUUUCAUUUUCCUCCUUUGAUUUUUGCAGUUCUGGGGACAAUCUGACUGGAUAUGACACCGCAUAGUAGAUUUAAAUGUCUGGGUUUUGUUUGUUGUGAUGUCCUUGUUUGUGUCUAAUUUAGUAAGUUGUUUUUUCCCAAUGUUUAGUUGCGAGUAUUGGCUUUGAAAGGAACUUUUCUGUUUUUGGAAAAAAAAAAGAAAAAAUAGUUUUUUACUGGUUUAAAAUGCUUAUUAUAAUUAUCCCUUUCAACGUUACUUCUGGGCAUUUUUGUGAUAUUGCUUUUCCCAGCCCAGGUGUCUUUUCUGUUUUUUUCAUCUGUACAAGACAUUUUGUUAUGCACUACUUUUUGUAUCUAGACAGUUUUCAACAGUCGGCUGAUGAUUUUUUUUAAAGAAAAAGGCAUGCUUUCUGACUGACAUGAUCUUUUGCAAUACCUCAAUUUUGAAAUAUAGGAAAGAAAAUGAUAUUUUCUAAGUAAGUUUAUUCAGAAAAAUAUAUAUUAAUUUAAUUCUGCAAGAAAAAUGAUUUAACAGAUGGGUAACUUUAUUUUUUUCAUGCUUAUUUGAGUUUUUUUGAAAAUGAAGAAGUUAGAGCUUUAUAACUGUAAUAUUAAAGAUCAUAGCUAACCUACAGAAAUCUACCUAAUUAUGUGAAAGAAGUAAACCUUUUUGAAGAAAACCCCCUCUUUCAUGUAGAAACAUACCCCCAGAGAGAAAGAGAGUGAGAGAGAGAGAGAGAAAAAACGAGCGAGAGAGAGAGAGAAGCUGGAAAAUGUACAAUAUAGCAUAAUGUUGGAUUAAAACUAAAACAAAGUUAUCAUAAAGAACAGUUGUAAACAUAAACUCCAUUUGGUGCUGAAAGUUGUGAAUAGAAGGUGAAAAAAUAUUUUCCCUUAAUUUGUAUAUUUAUAAUCAGUGUGAUUAUGCACGACUGACCAGAAUUGUGAGAGUUCUUCUGUUUGUAUUUUUUUAAAGAGAACUUUUUUUAGUUUAUUAAAUUAUAACAUGCUCCCUUUUGUUUUGUAAAUGAAUGUGCCCCUGAGUUGUUAAUAUGUUAUAUUAAAAGAGGGUCCUUCAAAAAAAGUUAUUUUUUAAAAUAUGGAGUUCUGAACUGCAACUUGACUUAAGAAGCCCCUGGGUACAACAGGUCCUAUUGUGGCCUUUUCUGAUGUGAGACUUGAACUAGUCGAUUUUUUUGAAGGCUAACCUAACCUCGACUAUUUGUUGUUAUGUGCAAUACUGUUUGUACUGUUUGUAUAAAAAAAAAGAAAAAUGAAAAGAAAAAAGGCAUAAAUCUUUAUUGCAGAUUUAUUUUCAUUGCAGACUUUAGACAUUGUGAUUCACUAAAAUCAUUUUUCUACUGUCAAAUAUGUACCUUUUCUUCAUGCUGGUAUUUUUUCAAUAGUAAUGUAGCCUUUGUACUGAGACAAAUUUUCAUUGUUAUUUUUAGAAAGAUUUUUUGCUAAGAAAAAAAUUAAACAUAUUUACAUAUUUUUCAUUUUUAUUUCGUAUUUUCUUUAAGGAGUGCUUUCUCAACCAUUAAUAUAGUUGUUUCUGGGAGAGACUUUCAUAUCUGGUCAAUGUCAUUAAUAUUAUUUUGUAUUUUUACUUGGAAUAAAUUAAUUUUAUGAUGCUAAUUCUUUAAAAGUUUAUUUUUUUCAUUUUCAGUUAUUUUUGAAGCUAAAAUCUUUGUAAUAUUGUUACUAAAGUGUCUAGUUUUUUGAAAUGCAAAGCUUUAUGUAUUAACUUGCUGAUGUGGUUUACAAUAGUGUGGCAAUGAUGAAAAUGGUUGGUUAUGUAAAGUGAUUGGAAAAUUGUAACAAAGAAUUGGGCAAUAAAAUGACAGAAUGAAGCAGAAAAAAAUGUGAUAUUUUGAAAAGCCUUUUCCUUUAUCAAAAUGAUUUAGGGAGAUAAUAGGGAUGUCACAGUACCAGUUCGCUGUCUAGAUUUAUACACCACCAGUGUUGAUUAACUACUAUUGCCUUUAUAAUGAACUAAAUCUAUUGAAACAAUGGGUUUAUGACCCUGCCCAUUCAGCAUAAUGCUCCAUUACUUUUUCUUGUCAUGAACUUAUAUAAACUCUCUUUUCAAUAGUCUUAGAUUGAACCUCCUAAAAUAUAUAUUCUUCAUUGUAUUUUGCCACCAUGUUAUUUAUUUAAUUAAAUUGACCCUUUCCUGCACAACUUCCUUCUUGCAUACAUUUUUCAGUGGCGGCAUGGAGCAGACUAUAGGUUCCCACAUCAUUUCCUAAUGAAGUUACCACAAAGGGUGGUAGCUGCCUAGUUAAUGCAAAAGUAAUGUACGUCCAUUUUCUGGUAGCAAUGCAGUAACCCAUAUUGCCACCACGUCUGAACAUUUGUUCAGCUUCUUUGUCUUUCUCCGUUCUUCUCUGCCUCUCUUGUGUCUUUGUCCCUUUUUUUUUUCUUUUCUAUUGGCAAUAUCAACUGCCAGUAUCAAACAUCUUUCACUUCACCUCCACUUACACCACCUUUAUUUCCCCAUGCAGCCAGAAGAACCCCCUUCCUGAAGCCAGGCAGGCUCUGCUCUGGCACCUAAAACAAUCCAGACUAAAACUGGUGUUGCGUAAACAGGGCAUACAAUGACUUUCUCUAGAUAAAAGUUAUUUCAGCAAGUUAUUGAUGACCUUUUAGGCUAACUUAUGCUAGAGUGUUAGGGGGGGCUCAUCUAUAACUUGUAGAAAGAAAUGUGUCCAGAGUUGGCCUAUUGUGUAUCCUCUGUGUGUUCAGUUCUGUAAGUAAUGUAUAGACUAGAUCAAAUAGUGAAGUAAAAUUUAGACUCAAAUUAGGUACUACUGGUUGGAAUGUACACAAAUUGCAAACAAAGGAGAUUAAGGAAUGAAGAGGGAAUAAAAAAUUCCUGCUAAGUGGUACAAAGUUUAUGCUUAUAUUUCUGCCUACAUGCUUGUAUUUUAUAGCCUGCUAGCAAGGCAUGGGCUAAAACAAAUUGUAUUGCAAAUAUGCAGUUAGCAAAUAACUUUGCUGAUUUCACUAUCUGUUAGAGUAGUUUAAAAAAAAAAAGGGAAAAAAGAAAAAAAAAAAAAAAAAAGAAAUGGCGCCUAACUGGGAAAUGCUCCCAUGUUAAUAUUUCAGUAUUGUGACAUCUCUACUUGCAAGGUAUGAGUGAAAGAUUAGUCACAGAUUUGUAGAAAUGUCUCUUUUGUUUAAUCUGGCUUGUAUGUAGUUGCUUUUUAUGCUGGUUUGUAUGAUGUCAGCUAACCCCCUUUUUCUUUUCCUUUCCUUUUCUUUUUUUCUAAACCAGACAAACUUUCUUCUUAAUCUCUGCUGCUAUAGUGUUCUAUCAUACCACAGAGUAUUUUAUAUUCAUGUUAGUGACUACUCUAUACCCCAAAUGGGUAGCUGGUCAGAAAAGUACAUUGGUCACGUAAUUCUGGCACACUCAAAUUUACAUGAGAAAAAGUUCAGCAGUAAGUAGAAAACCAGGGUGCUAAUAAGAGGUAAUUUCGGCUAUUUUUUUUUUCUGGAUGUAGUUCUGUUGGGGUAUAAAGUAUUAGAUAUUUGUAAUUUUACUGUCAAAAUAAUGGACAUAACUUUUAGAGCAUUCACAGCUAAGAUCUCUGUACUUGUUUUUCAACUAAUUUUAAAUGUACUGUAUCUUUUAUUACAUGUUCUCUUAGAUUGUUUUUGCUAGUAAUUCUAACAAAGCUUCUUCCUUCUUGGCUUGGACUAAUGCUUGUAUGGAACUGCAGUACUGUGACUAAACAUGGAGCUCAAUGCUGCUAUUGCUUACAACUGCUUAAACUUUGUAGUUUGGACUUUAUUUUUUUUCUGUAAUAACUUAUUAAAUAUAGUUGUAUGAAGUA